CAAGACCAGGCCGCGCAAACUGCUGGGAGACGUGCCAUUGCCUGCACUUUCGUUGCUGCAACCAUCCCUGUCAUCUCUUGUCCACGUUAACUGUCGUCUUCUUCUCUGCUGCCGUUCUGCAACCACCGCAGCAUUGACAACAACAGCUAAGUGGUGGAUUCUGGCUGGGACUUGGGCUUGGGAGUCCGGGAAGGCGCCUGGCGCGGACAGAACCUCGGAGCCCGCCAUCUCUCUCUAGCCAUCACUACUGCAAUCACCCCCUCCCAGAAGGAGGAGAGAGUACUAGAGAGAGGCACUCUCUGUCUCAGUUCCCAGUCAGUUAGCUUGUUGCUGACAAAAUCUGAAGACGGGAGAACGGACAUAGUCUCUCAGACCGCGAAAAAAUUUCUCCGACUGGGUCGACUGUAGUGUCGACUGUUUGCCAGCUUCAUAAGCAAAGGGCAGCUUUGCUUCGGCCACCUAAGCCUUGAGCCAUGUCUCCUCCGACCGUGCCUCCUACUGGGGUGGAUGGCGUGUCCGCCUACCUGAUGAAGAAAAGGCACACUCACAAGAAGCAGCGGCGUAAGCCCACUUUCCUCACUCACAGGAACAUCGUUGGCUGCCGCAUUCAGCACGGCUGGAAAGAAGGCAAUGAGCCAGUGGAGCAAUGGAAGGGCACUGUGCUCGAGCAGGUUUCCGUGAAGCCCACUCUCUAUAUAAUUAAAUAUGAUGGCAAAGACAGUGUGUACGGACUAGAACUGCACCGAGACAAGAGAGUUUUAGCUCUCGAAGUUCUUCCCGAGAGAGUUCCUUCUCCUCGCAUCGAUUCCCGCCUGGCAGAUUCCCUGGUUGGGAAAGCAGUGGGACACGUGUUCGAAGGUGAGCACGGCAAGAAAGAUGAGUGGAAGGGCAUGGUGUUGGCACGAGCUCCCAUAAUGGACACUUGGUUUUACAUCACCUACGAGAAAGAUCCGGUCCUCUAUAUGUACACCUUGCUGGAUGACUACAAAGAUGGUGACCUGCGUAUCAUUCCAGACUCCAACUACUACUUCCCGACAGCAGAACAGGAGCCUGGGGAGGUGCUCGACAGUCUUGUGGGCAAGCAGGUGGAGCACGCCAAAGACGACGGAUCCAAGAGAACUGGCAUCUUUAUCCAUCAGGUGGUGGCCAAGCCGUCUGUCUACUUCAUCAAGUUUGACGAUGAUAUUCACAUUUAUGUCUAUGGUUUGGUGAAAACCCCAUAAGCUUAUAGUGAACUGGUGGAACUAUUAGAGGUAAAAUAUUGGAUGUUCUCAAAAUUAUGUGUUUUGAGAACAAUUUUGAGGUCAAAAGUUCAGGACGGUUGGUAAAUCUUAUUGUGCCUCUGUAUCUUAUAUUGACUCUUGCUCAGUUUUGAAUCGUGUGUAUGUUAGUACUUUCAUUGUUUAUUUGUUUUGUAAUUGAAAAUUUAAAUUGGUUGCUAAGAAAAAACGUUAAAAAGUGUUGGUUGCUAAGAAAAAACGUUAAAAAGUGUUUGAAUCCACUGGCACGAUUCAAAAGUAGAUAAACUGUGCAACGUGUCUCCGUCCCCUCUGUUGAUUUUUCCAGGUUAGUUUGAGAACUUGAUUUUAUCUUAGGCUGUUUUCCCUACUCUCAGAGAGAAAGUUCAAUGUAGCUUUUGUAAGAUUCACCAGCCGAUGACAGACCUUCUGAUCAAUAGCACAGUUGGUCUCUGCCUCUCAGCCUGACACUUCCUCUCACAACUGUGUACACAGUAAUACAGAUUUGCCAAAACGUAUUCAUUCUGUUGUUGGUGAUUAUUUCUUUCCUUUUUGUCUUGUAUUGCUGUUUUAUUGUAUUCAGGUGCUCUUAUUUCUAUGGAAGUGUUAUACAUACAUACAUACAUACACACAUACAUACACACACACAUAUAUAUAUACAUAUAUAUAUAGUUUUAAGAAAUAUUACAAGGUUGGUGUUCACUGGUCUUUAAUGUUUGAAAAGCUGACUGGUAAAAAGUUCCAUGAUUUUCCUGAUUGGUUUGUUUGGUGUUUACCUGACUCAAUGAGAUUUAUUUUUCUACUUGGGAUAUUUCUCUUUUGUGUUUUGCUAAUUCUUAUCCUUUGUUCUUUUAGCUGUUCAACUGAUAUAUUUUCAU
Molecule: messenger RNA, 2116 nt
Organism: Myodes glareolus (Bank vole)
Lineage: Eukaryota; Metazoa; Chordata; Mammalia; Rodentia; Cricetidae
Gene: Spin4
Product: spindlin family member 4
Biological process (GO): gamete generation
Source: RefSeq, a predicted model, not a curated record